This is a messenger RNA of Aspergillus brunneoviolaceus CBS 621.78, 1486 nucleotides long. Its product is annotated as EF-hand domain-containing protein. NCBI's taxonomy places the organism in Eukaryota, Fungi, Ascomycota, Eurotiomycetes, Eurotiales, Aspergillaceae. Gene Ontology annotation, molecular function: calcium ion binding. Bases 413 to 1354 code for a protein of 313 amino acids. The record is from RefSeq and is a predicted model, not a curated record. The transcript is spliced from 4 exons.
CUUUUGUUCUCUUUGGAGUGGUUGACGGAUCAUCUGCGCCCAUGAAACGGACUUUUUACUACUGAGUACCUAUGAGUAUGUGUACCGCGUUCUUCUGCCCCCUUUUAUGGUUGAAUUCGGUUGGCGAUUCCUGCUAAACCGCCGCCCCACGGCUCCGCUCUGCAGGUCCGCCAAAACGAAUCUGGUCGCUAACUUAACAACUAACUGCAUGGCCAAAGCCUAAUAAUUCCUUUCUCUCCCCGAACUCCUUUCGGUCCUUGCCUUCCACUCCAAAAUUCUUUACAACUAGAUACCUUACCUCACCUUCUGGUCGUGCUUGGAGGAUUGGGUCAAUUCAAACCUACGCUGCCCGUUUUGACGCCUGUCGCUCGGAUUGCGCCCGCCGCCCUUACGUCAGUCAGCCUUUGCCGCCAUGGCGUACAAUCAGUCCUACAAUCCAGAUGCGCUGCCAGCUCACGCAGAGCCCGAGCAGGUUGCGCAGAUGCUCGGUGCUAUGCAGACGAGCAGCUCAGCUCACCCACGACCCCCACGACAGUCUUCUCACCAUUCCCCCAGCGGAGUGCCUCCGCGCGUGCCAGUGUCCGGAGCGCCGAGCGCCAACCCGCAGCGCUACCCAGCGCCUGCCCAACAGACUCACCACGGCGGACGAUCGCCGACUGUUCCUGUUCAACAGCGUCCGCACCCAUUACACCCCUCGCCCCCUCCCCAGAACUACGGCUUUGGGCCACCUCCCUCCCAGCCCGUGCGCAACCGUCCUCCUCCGUCGUCGCGUCCACCGCAAUCCCCACACCCUCCUCCACUCUCGGUCCCCGACGAUGACCCACAGCAGCUGUACCCCCUGUUCCGCGCCGCCAACACCUCGCACUCCGGGGCGCUGACGGAGCUGGAGCUGGGCUCUGCACUGGUGAACGGCGAUUACACCUCGUUCCACCCCAAGACGGUCAAGAUGAUGAUCCGCAUGUUCGACCGCAACAGCAGCGGGACGAUCUCGUUCGACGAGUUCGUCUCCCUCUGGCGCUAUCUGGCGGCGUGGCGGGAGCUCUUCGAUCGGUUCGACGUGGACCGGAGCGGACGGAUCAGCCUGCCCGAGUUCGAGAACGCGCUGGUCGCUUUCGGGUACCGCCUCAGCCCGGGAUUCGUGCAGGUCAUGUUCAUCACCUUCGAGAGCAAGGGGCGGCAGAUGAACGGGCACACCUAUGGCAAACAUGGCAUGAGUUUUGACCUGUUUGUGCAGGCCUGCAUUAGUCUGCGUCGCAUGACCGACGUGUUCAAACGGUAUGACGACGAUCGGGAUGGGUAUAUUACGGUGAGCUUCGAGGAGUUUUUGACAGAGAUUCUUCAGUUACAGGAUUAGAUGGAAGGCGUGGAGUUGGGGGUGUUUUCAUAGUAAAGGUGGAGAUGAUCGAUUAUCGCACUCUUUUCAUGAUGUGUCUGUCAUUGUACAUUAUAUACCCUAUUUAUUUCUCUUCCAGUGGCAUACAUGGAC